AUGAAGAGGGUUGAUGGUGAUAGUUCCCUGAAGGGGUCUCCAUCUUCUUCUCUUGACAGUGGAAGUGCUUACUACUCGCAGUCAUCGACUAUGAGAGCUACCAGGCGACCCAUGGAUGACAAUCUGGUGCCUGAAAUAAGCUUGAAAUCGCCUACUGCUGUCGUAAGGCCUUAUGCCAGAUCAAAAAUGCCUCGGCUGAGAUGGACUCCUGAUCUUCACCACUGCUUUGUACAUGCAGUUGAACACUUGGGAGGAGAAGACAGAGCUACACCAAAGAUGGUAUUACAGAUAAUGGAUGUGAAGGGCCUGACCAUCUCCCACGUAAAGAGCCAUCUUCAGAUGUACAGGAGCAUGAAGCAUGAGCAGAUGAUACGAGAAGCAGCAAUGGCAGCAAGGAGAAAUGAUCAGAAGGUGUCGAACCUGAUUAACCGCCAACAAAUCAGUCAUCAGCUUAAGGAUGGGGGUUCCUCCAUUAAUCGUAAUUCGUUCCAAAAUCCAGGCUUCCGAACCCAAGAGAUGGCUUCAAAUUCCGUCCUUCCUGCACAACGGUAUCCGGUGAAUGGAAACAAAGUCAGUGACCAGUUACCAGACGCAGAAGUAGCAGAUAAGGUAUCUGAGCAGCAGAGAUCAGAUUCAUAUAUCAUCUUCAAGGAUCUACUCAACAGUUGCAUGACCCCAGAGAGGAACGGGCAAGCAAAAGUACUGGGACAACAUGGUGGUGCAGGUGCAGCAGGUUGGAAGUGCAGCAGCCAUCGAAGAUUGGUUGACUUAGCUGAUCACCAGGCAGCUGAUCAGAGAAUAUCUGAUGGCUCGACGUGUCUAUCGGCAAACUCAAAAGUUUCCCAGCCAAUGUUAAGGCUGAGCAAAGCUAAGACCCUAGAGGUGAAUGACGUUUCUCUGGAGCUCACUCUUGCUUAAGAGUAUGCACAUAAUGAUGUCUCUCUCUCUCUCGUAUGGAAUAUCAAAAAGUUCCUUUUACAGUGU
Molecule: messenger RNA, 984 nt
Organism: Theobroma cacao (cacao)
Lineage: Eukaryota; Viridiplantae; Streptophyta; Magnoliopsida; Malvales; Malvaceae
Molecular function (GO): DNA binding; DNA-binding transcription factor activity
Source: RefSeq, a predicted model, not a curated record